AUGACAUCAAAAAUACUUGAAUUUCCUUUACUUAAUCCAUGGCAACAUUUUACGAUCUAUGGUACACAUAAUCGGUAUAUUGUUGUGGCAAUGACCAAGAAUAGAUCGAAAUGCCGUAUUCUUAAAAUUGAUCGUAUGGAUCAAAAAGAAUUAAAUAUAACUGAAGAUCAACAUGAAUAUUCACAUGUUGAACUUCGUCAACUUCUUGGUACUAUUGAAAUAAGUAAUAGUCGAGUAGGUGGUUUUAGUAAAACAAUACAUUGCCAUGGAAUUAUCGGUUUUAUUAAAUUUCUCGAAGGUUAUUAUAUGAUUGUAAUAACACGACGAAGUCAAGUAGCACGAAUAGGUUAUCAUAGAAUAUAUAAAAUUGAAGAAACAGCUAUGCUAAGUAUAACAAAUGAAGACAUUAAAAAAAUUCAUCCAGAUGAAAGCAAAUAUCUUCGUGCAUUACAAAAUCUUGAUUUAACAAAUGGAUUUUAUUUUAGUUAUACAUAUGAUUUAACACAUACAUUACAAUAUAAUUUUAUUGAACAAAAUAGAGAAAAAAAGAAUUUAGAUAAUGAAAAUUUUUGUUGGGGUACACG
Rotaria sp. Silwood2 is the source of this 584-nucleotide messenger RNA. The record is from the annotation of a GenBank genome assembly. Lineage: Eukaryota; Metazoa; Rotifera; Eurotatoria; Philodinida; Philodinidae.